Messenger RNA from Knipowitschia caucasica, 864 nucleotides. The record is from the annotation of a GenBank genome assembly. Lineage: Eukaryota; Metazoa; Chordata; Actinopteri; Gobiiformes; Gobiidae.
AUGCACGCGCCAAGGACCACACCCCCAUCUGUGCGCCUCCUCUUCAUCAUCUGCAGCAGCACAGAACCUUCCUCCUCCUCUUCAUCAUCUGCAGCAGCACAGAACCUUCCUCCUCCUCUUCAUCGUCUGCAGCAGCACAGAACCUUCCUCCUCUUCAUCAUCUGCAGCAGCACAGAACCUUCCUCCUCUUCAUCAUCUGCAGCAGCACAGAACCUUCCUCCUCUUCAUCAUCUGCAGCAGCACAGAACCUUCCUCCUCUUCAUCAUCUGCAGCAGCACAGAACCUUCCUCCUCUUCAUCAUCUGAGCAGCACAGAACCUUCCUCCUCCUCUUCAUCAUCUGCAGCAGCACAGAACCUUCCUCCUCUUCAUCAUCUGCAGCAGCACAGAACCUUUCUCCUCCUCUUCAUCAUCUGCAGCAGCACAGAACCUUCCUCCUCUUCAUCAUCUGCAGCAGCACAGAACCUUUCUCCUCUUCAUCAUCUGCAGCAGCACAGAACCUUCCUCCUCUUCAUCAUCUGCAGCAGCACAGAACCUUUCUCCUCCUCUUCAUCAUCUGCAGCAGCACAGAACCUUCCUCCUCUUCAUCAUCUGCAGCAGCACAGAACCUUUCUCCUCCUCUUCAUCAUCUGCAGCAGCACAGAACCUUCCUCCUCUUCAUCAUCUGCAGCAGCACAGAACCUUCCUCCUCUUUAUCAUCUGCAGCAGCACAGAACCUUUCUCCUCCUCUUCAUCAUCUGCAGCAGCACAGAACCUUCCUCCUCUUCAUCAUCUGCAGCAGCACAGAACCUUUCUCCUCCUCUUCAUCAUCUGCAGCAGCACAGAACCUUCCUCCUCCUCUUCAUCGUCUUGUCUGGCGCAGGUAA